Messenger RNA from Clonostachys rhizophaga, 963 nucleotides. The record is from the annotation of a GenBank genome assembly. Lineage: Eukaryota; Fungi; Ascomycota; Sordariomycetes; Hypocreales; Bionectriaceae.
AUGCAGCACCUAAUACUUGUAGGGGCGUGUUACUUAGAUACCAUUCUCAGGGAAGCCAACGAUGUACCGUUCUUCCCGGAAGAAGACUCAAAGCUCCGUGCGACCAGCCUAUCCAUCCGUCGUGGAGGCAACUGCCCAAACUCGCUCGAGGUGCUCCAGCAGAUCCUUGUGCCACGGGAACCUGUUGGACUAUUCCUCAUUACAUGUCUCCCAAGCAGGGCAUCCUCAGCAACGCGUCGGGUCAUUGGAUCGUUUGGAGAACAGUCCGUCGUCAACUUUGACCACUGUCUCUAUCGGGAGGCGUACGAUGAAGCAGCAAGUAGCUAUGUCAUCCGGAGCGAGCGGAGCAGCAGUCGCACUAUCAUCAACUACAACGACUUACCUGAAAUGACACCUGACGAAUUCAAGGAAAAGGCAGGGGCGUUUGACGCGGACCAAGAGACCUGGUGGCACUUUGAGGGGCGAAUUCCAGACACAACGCUCAGUUGCAUUCGCCAUGUACGCAAAACACAGCCCAAGGCGCGGAUCAGCGUCGAGGUCGAGAAGCCCGGACGACCAGGCCUUCCAGAGUUGGCGGCUGAGGCGGAUGUCGUCUUCUACUCGCGGAGUUGGGCCGAGGGUCGUGGAUACCAGUCCCCCGAGGCGUUUCUCAGGAGCGAAACACCGCCGAAAGUAUCGUUGGCCCUGUGUACCUGGGGCGCUGACGGAGCCGCUGCCCUGUCUCGGUCUACGAAGGAGGAGGAGGAGAAGUGCUUUCUCUGCCCAGUUCCAAAGAAGGCGAUUGCCGUUAUCGACGCCGUGGGUGCGGGCGACACGUUCAUCGGCGGUAUGCUGUAUGGCUUGGUAUGCCAGAGCCAGAGCUGGGAUGUGAGACGCAAGGUCGAGUUUGCGGUUGGGCUGGCCACCCGCAAAGUACAGCAGGAGGGGUUUGGUGGGCUCGACGCAGCUCGUACUUGGGAUUAA